Molecule: messenger RNA, 2419 nt
Organism: Pogona vitticeps (central bearded dragon)
Lineage: Eukaryota; Metazoa; Chordata; Lepidosauria; Squamata; Agamidae
Gene: FRS3
Product: fibroblast growth factor receptor substrate 3
Biological process (GO): fibroblast growth factor receptor signaling pathway
Cellular component (GO): cytoplasm
Molecular function (GO): fibroblast growth factor receptor binding; transmembrane receptor protein tyrosine kinase adaptor activity
Source: RefSeq, a predicted model, not a curated record
GAGUGACGCUCUAGGCUCCCUCCGUGUACAGUACUCGCUGCUCCCGGCGUCCCCGGCCCGAGCUGGACUCGGGGGGAGGAGGGACGGCGGAGGCUCGGUGCGGCUCCUCCCGUUCCUUCGGGCUCCAGCCUCGCCUGGACAGCGCCGCAGAAUGUUUGGUACUUCAGGUCUGCGCAAAGGAAGUAUAAUUUACAUCCAAGCUGGAGGCAACCGGAAAAACAGCCAACAAAAACAUGGAAGACAGGUGAAAGGUGUCACAGGUGCUAUGAAGGCAUAGACAACUGCUUGAUGUCCUGGUUAAUCAUGACACCCAGCCAAGGGCAGUAGGGAAGAAAGUAGAAAUUUUUCCCAUUGCCUUAGAAACAACUAACGGCCAUGGCCGGGAUUUGUCCAACGUGUUGACAUUAUGGGGAGUUGUUGUAGCUGCCCAUGCAAAGACAGGGUUCCAGACAACCAUCCAACCAAGUUUAAGGUAACAAAUGUUGACGAUGAGGGCAAUGAGCUGGGCUCAGGAAUUAUGGAGUUGACACAGAGGGAGCUUGUUUUGCACACGCACAAACGUGAUGCUGUUCGGUGGCCGUACCUUUGCUUGCGUCGUUAUGGUUAUGACUCUAACCUCUUCUCCUUUGAGAGUGGGCGUCGCUGCCUGACUGGACAGGGAAUUUUUGCAUUCAAAUGCUCAAGAGCAGAAGAGAUAUUUAACUUGCUACAGGACCUGAUGCAGUGCAACAGCAUUAAUGUGGUGGAGGAGCCUGUGAUCAUCACACGGAACAGUCAUGCUGCUGAACUGGAACUGCCUCAGACACCAAACACUUUAGGCUAUACGGUUCCAGGAUUUCCCAAUGGGUUUCACAGCUUCCCACCAGAGGCUCCAUCUUGCCCUGCAGCCCGACACGCUGCUGUGAGCAGUUUAAGGCAUUCCUCACUUGGUGAGGACUCUACACAUGCCCUUAUUGUUCCUGAUGAGCAAUCCCACACAUAUGUGAACACUGCUAGGACUGAGGAAGAGAUGAGGGGACAUCAUUGUAUGCACUCCUUGCCUGAAGUCCAUCCGCCUAUUUCUCAUCCCAACCACAUCUGCUCUCUGGAGGACAGAAACCCCCAGAUUUACCUACAGCCAGGAGAGGUGAAGUUUGUGUUGGGCCCUGCCCCCGGUUACAGUCAUAGGAUGAAAUGUGAUGGGUUCUGCCGGCCCCAUUGGGAUUGCCCAGGGCACAUCUGCCCCCCUAACAACAACAACAAUGAGUGCAAAGAUGAAUGUAUCACCCCCAAGUGUGUCUAUGAGAACAUCAAUGGGCUGCUGCCCUCUCGAGGUUCCUUCCUCCGUCGGGGCAAUGGGCACUUGAAAAUGACCCGAGAAGAUCUGAACCCUCACAGCUGCUCUCAUCGGCGGACCACCUUACUGCACUAUGAGAACUUGCCGUCGCUCCCACCUGUCUGGGAAUGCCAGCCCCCGAGGCAGGACCAUGAUGAGGAGGACUCAGGGGAUGCAAUGACGCCUUCCCCCAAUGGUUAUCCUGAGCCCAAGGAAGAUGAUCCUUUGCGAAACUACAUGAACUCAGAGAGUGCUGCGCUGCAUGGGGGCCUGCGUAGGGGGGGUUGCUUGCAACGACGUCGCAGUUGCACACCCAGCGUCUUCAAUUUUGAUUUCCGCCGGCCGUGUUUGGAUCAGCCAAGGCAACUCAACUAUAUCCAGGUGGAAUUGGAGGACAACCCCCAUCAAAGGCGCCAAAGCACACCAGUCCCCCAUACCUCACGUUCUGCUGCCCGCCCACCCCGCAGGACGGAUUCCUACGCAGUUAUUGACCUUAAAAAGACAGCAGCCAUGUCCAGCUUGCAGAGGGCACUGCCUAGAGAUGAUGGGACUUCUAGGAAAACACGGCAUAACAGCACUGACCUGCCUCUGUAAGAGGAAAGCCCAACCCAAGUACUGCAUUGUGGCUUUCGUACCUGCUGUUCAAUUCAUUGUGUUGUAUAACUGCCAUCUUCCCAUUGUACCCUGUAUGUCUCAGUGUGACUCAUUUGAAUGGCUCCAUCAAGUUAACUUGAGAAGCUUAUCCGUGCCUCUUCAUCCCCAGCCCCUGUUUUUCCUGCUAUGUAGUUUUUGAUGCCUUCCCAAGUGUCUGAAAAUGUGAUUUUCUUGAUAGCAAGGAGGGUAAAAGUAAUGAUGCUCCCUGGUCUUUAACAUGGGGAACAUGUUCACUAAUCAUUCCUUUCCAUUUCAGUGCAGCUCUUUGAUGUCCUAUUAGUGGAAAUGGAAGAAUCUGAAAAUUGUGAAAACAUUGCAAGGGAGGAACAAAAAUGACCAAAACUAAUAGUACAGGUAGAGCUUGAUGGCCGGGGAGCAUAUUUUUUAUUCUUCCUUUAUUUUUGAAAAUAUGCCAAUUUUUAAAACAUUUUAUUUAAUUUUGCCAAAAUA